Messenger RNA from Mangifera indica (mango), 2019 nucleotides. RefSeq names its product LEC14B homolog. The transcript has 10 exons. The record is from RefSeq and is a predicted model, not a curated record. Gene Ontology annotation, biological process: proteasome-mediated ubiquitin-dependent protein catabolic process. Gene Ontology annotation, molecular function: protein binding. Gene Ontology annotation, cellular component: Cul4-RING E3 ubiquitin ligase complex. The coding region runs from base 347 to 1798 and encodes 483 amino acids. Lineage: Eukaryota; Viridiplantae; Streptophyta; Magnoliopsida; Sapindales; Anacardiaceae.
UGCUGAGCAAAUAUGUCAGCAUUUCGGACAGCGCAAAUUUUAACAAACGCGCAGCAACUGGAGCGUCUUUAAAAUAAUUAAGUACGAUAAUUUCUCUCUAUCUUCCGAAAAUUGUCCACUUUGCCGAAAAUUGUCUCUUCGGUGCGAGUAAAAGUCGAAGAAACUGAGCGACUGCACACAUAUUCUUAUACUCUUCUUCAAUUAUACUCUGAUCCGUCAACAACCCGUCUUCGUCUCAUCCCCCAGCUUCCCGAAUAAGGGUUGGAAAUUUCGUGUUGUAGAUUGAUAACACUGAUGGUUUGAAAACUGAAGCAUCUUGUCUGUAGAAGUUUACAUUUGAUACACAAUGAGUCGUUAUGAGAUAGCUGUUAAAACUUCAGAUGAUCAAGAGGGUACCACCAGCUCUUCUUUAAGUCAGCAAAGGGAUAAGGAUCCUGUUAAGCGUAAGACGGAGAAGGAUCAGGUUGAGCUUUAUAAGGACUUUGUUCAACUAACAAAGCUUAGAUCAGCACCCAAUAAACGCUUCAGUUGGACUACAACCAAUAGGUUGAGAUUACCAGUUUCAACUUUCAAAUUGUUGGCAGGUAGGGAAGCCAAUUAUACUGGUAGAGCUAGAUUCUCAGCAGCAGAUGAAUCUCACGUUUUAGGCAGAUAUUUGCCUUUGAAUGGCCCUUGGAGUGUUUAUCAGCUGAACAACCCCAUAUACAUUUCACAGUUCUCUGCUGAUGGUUCACUUUUUGUUGCUGGAUCUCAGGGAAGUCACAUCAGGAUAUAUGAUGUAGAUAGGAAUUGGAAAGUUCAUAAGGAUAUUGAAGCCAAACACAUGAGAUGGACUAUUACUGAUGCAUCUCUUUCACCUGAUCAACGAUUUCUUGUUUAUUCUAGUGUGAAUUCUAUUGCUCAUAUUGUAAAUGUUGGAUCUGGGGCAACUGAGUCAGUUGCAAAUGUAACGGAAAUUCAUGAAGGUUUAGAUUUUUCUGUUGACAGUGAAGACAAAGAAUUUGGGAUCUUCUCUGUUAAAUUUUCUACUGAUGGGCAAGAGCUUGUUGCCGCAGGCAGUAAUGAUUAUAUAUAUGUUUACGAUCUCCAAGCAAAUAGGUGUAGCCUUCAAAUUCAUGCGCAUGAGUCAGAUGUUAACACUGUAUGUUUUGCGGAUGAAACUAGCAAUAUCAUAUAUUCUGGAAGUGAUGAUAACCUCUGCAAGGUGUGGGAUAAACGUUGCUUCACGGGGAGACAAGCAAACGGGGUCUUGAUAGGACAUUUAGAAGGCAUUACUUUCCUGGAUAGUCGUAGGGAUGGGCGCUAUUUUAUUUCAAAUGGAAAGGAUCAAAGUACCAAACUCUGGGAUAUACGGAAGAUGUCCACAAACACUAGAGAUUGUCCAAGGUACAGAUUUAGUCAUUGGGACUACAGAUGGAUGGAGUAUCCAGAGCACAUAAGGAAUGUAAAACAUCCCAAUGAUCAAUCAUUGGCCACAUUUAAAGGACAUUCAGUCUUGGGCACUUUGAUUCGCUGUUACUUCUCCCCAGAAUAUAGCACCGGUCAAAAGUACAUCUACACUGGAUCUAGUGAUAAUUGUGUCUACUUUUAUGAUGUGUUAAGUGGAGCUGAAGUUGCAACACUCAAGUUUCAUGAAGCUCCUGUAAGAGAUUGUAGUUGGCACCCUUACUACCCAAUGAUGGUGACCUCCUCAUGGGAUGGUAGACUUGUCACAUGGGAAUUUCCAAGGCCUGGCAAACCUGCUGAAGUAUUACGAGUGAAGCCUAUCUCUCGUAGGCGUCGGAGGAGAGUGUUUUAGACACGAGUUUUAGAUCUUCUAGAAAGUAGUAAGAUAAUAUUCAUAUGAUCGUAUGAGUACUAUUUUUGUCAUCAUCAUCGUCCCCUCCUCAGGAUGAGUGGAGUUGAAUGCUGAAGUUUACAGGUUUUUCCCUUUGUUUUCCAUCAAAUUCAGAUGUGUAAAUAGCUUGCACUGAUUUGUGAAGACUCUUUAUAGUUCAUCAUAAUUCGGUACAAACGUAA